This is a messenger RNA of Mollisia scopiformis, 1509 nucleotides long. RefSeq lists its product as uncharacterized. The record is from RefSeq and is a predicted model, not a curated record. Bases 1 to 1509 code for a protein of 502 amino acids. NCBI's taxonomy places the organism in Eukaryota, Fungi, Ascomycota, Leotiomycetes, Helotiales, Mollisiaceae. The transcript has 2 exons.
AUGAGGAGUCGAUCAAUCAAGGGAACUCGAUCUCUUGCUACGACUGCUCUUGCAGCGAUUUUGACAAGGAUCGACGAACUUUCCGUAGAUCUUCUGAUGGACAUGCCGGCUGUGUUGUUGCAAGGAAUAUGGCAAGAAAUCAAGAACCGACAACUCGUGAGCUUUCAUGUCUGGCGAGUCUUCUCUGUCCUGCUCAAAAAAGACGAUGCAACUCUGCGUAUCUUAAGACACAGAGACCAGAUCACCAAACCCAAGUCUCCUUUGCGAUUCUACACUACACCUCUCACAUCCGAGUCCUUCGAGUUCCUUACUUAUCUGAGUAUCACAACAACUUUCGCAAUUCCAGAACUCGUCAAAUUAUCAGCAGUGAAAAACUUGGUCGCCUUGGAGAUUGUUAGUAAAGAUAAAAACUCUGAGCAUUGCGUAUCGGAUCGGGUUAUCCGUGCUUGGAGCUUUGCUGCCAACAGUGAGGGUGCCUUCCAGGUUUUGCGGAUCCUGAAGCUUUGGAAGCACCUCAAUGUCACUAAUGUAUCACUUGCAUACCUCAACUCCUUUCCAUCUCUUGCUGUUUUCGAUGUCACUGGUUGCGGCUUCGAUUUGACGGCAAGCGUAAAGGCACGGGACUUUGGAUGGAAGCCAACUAUUGACCCUAAUCUGCUUGGACAAUUUGAGGCCGCAUGUGUGGAGCGAGCGGUUGUUAUGCGAGCUGCGCUCGGCAAGGAGCCCCUACCUAGUCGAAAAGCCUCUGCACAGCAAUUAGGGUUAGAUGCUCUUGUUUCCCGAUUACCACGAGCAGAUGUACCUGGAUUCUUGAGUCGCGAUGAGACAACCAUUCGACCUCAAAGCCCAAAGGACCCUACAGCCCUUGACACCCAUGAGCGGAAAGAUCCAAGCAUGAGCGGCAAGACGCAGGCGGUGGACGUUUCUCAGAAGGAUAAACCGAAACUAAAUAGAUCUAUUCCGGUCUGGGAUUUCCCAGUUUAUACGAAGAUCAAUAGGAUAGGGGAACUGAGAAAUGAUGGUGAUCUCCAGAGAGCCGGUAUUGAGAUCGGAGAUCAACCCGUUGUCGAGAAUGAUCUGAUCUGUCCUAUUCCAAUCGUAUCUUUUCGUAUUGGCCCCACUCCAGCUUGUCUUGUUUACACAAUGAAGGACUCUGCUCAGAGAGCUCCAAACAAGAGCACAUACUCGAUUGUGGAACCAUUACAGGAAUCCGUUCACACAUGGAAAGAGUGCCCACCCAAAGGCGGAGCUCGUCAGGCUCAACGACUUGCGUUCACCAGGAUCAAGUACGAUGUGACAGAAGUUCUCCCUUCGUCUAUCAACCAAGAAGUGCCAUCAGCUCGAGAUACUGGCACAACCCAAGCACAUUUGAAGAGACCCAGCAUAGCGGGAUCGAGACCGACAACCUCUGGUGGAUCGGCCCCUGCUAAGCGCAGACCUAUUGGUAGAUUUGGAUUAGAGAGAAAGAGAAAGAGCCUUGGUGAUGUCUUGGGCUCGUUCUUGUCUUAG